This is a messenger RNA of Chara braunii, 3650 nucleotides long. The record is from the annotation of a GenBank genome assembly. NCBI's taxonomy places the organism in Eukaryota, Viridiplantae, Streptophyta, Charophyceae, Charales, Characeae.
GGUAGCAGCUUCGGAUCCCUUGGUAAUGAGCAGGAGAGAUUGGAGUUCAUCUGGGAGGGGAGAGAGGAGAAGAUCCCAGCGAGACAUGUGGCACGCAUGCAGCUGCCUGUCUGACGUGUCACUUUCUCCUGGGCGCUCUUCUCUCUCUCUCUCCUGCUCUGUCCCCCCCUGGGCCAUCACAGCAGCUCUGAUCAGACAGGGAGCUUGCCUGCCGGCCAGGCAAGCUGCUGCCGAGGUAGUAGUGCCACGUGCUCCUGCUACUACCACUGCUGCUGCUGCGGCGGCGCCACCUCCCUAUGCCUCGAAACAAGCCGAGGUGGUGCCACGUGUCACUACUGCCAGGGGAGCUGCCGCUGCCGCGGUGGUGCCACGUGUCGCUGCUACUACUACUGGUGCUGCUGCUGCGGCUGUGGUGGUGCCACGUGUCACUACUGCCAAGGGAGCUCCCCCUGCCGAGGUGGUGCCACGUUUCGCUGCUACUAUUACUCCUGCUGCUGCGGCGGCUGUGGUGGUGCCACGUGUCACUACUGCCAAGGGAUCUCCCCCUGCCGAGGUGGUGCCACGUGUAGCUGCUACUGCAACUGCUACUGCUGCUUCGGCUGGAGGCAUUGGACACGUGGGUGUGUUUGAGGAAGGCGCCACGUUGAACGCUACAGAUGAUGGCUCGUUGAGAUUGCUGUUCGUCUCUCUUGAGUACAAGGCAGCUACUUUCAGUGGCAAUGGUGUCUACGCCCAAUCUUUGGUGCGAUCCUUAUCUGCCCUUGGCCACAAGGUCUUUGUGAUUAGCGCCCGGCCAUCAUUGGCUGAUGAGAGGGUUUCGACUGCCGGUGAGCUUAAGAGCCGCCGGGUCUCCACUGUUGAUGACGGACGGAAGGUAAUCAUCGGUGAUGAUGAUGGUGGUCAGGGCGGUGAUGUAUCAAGGGAACGACCUCAACUGUCCUCUGCUAGCCAUUACAGUAGUGGGGAAGAAGAAGAAGAAGAAGAAGAAGAAGAAGAAGAAGAAGAAGAAGAAGAAGAAGAAGUUGAGGAGGGAAGCUAUGUCGUCGGACGGAAGGUAGAUGAGGGGAAGAAUGAGAGCAAAGCGGUGGAGGAGGAGGUUGAUGGAUUGAAGGUCAACCGUGCGUUGACCAGUGGUCAAGAAGGGGGAGGUCAACGACGGGCAAGCGUGGGGAGGGGGGACCAGCGGAAGGAGGCGGGAAAAGUGGAAUGGCAGUUGAUGGAGAUUGACGUCCCGGUGUGGGGUAGAUUAGAUAGGGGGAGCGGAUGGGCAGAGUUUGCCGCAGGUGUUGCAGAGGCGCCUGUGGCUCAGGCUGUGGCCGACUUUUCCCCUCAUUUUGCUCUGGCUGUUGAUUGGACGGGUGUUGAGGCUUCCCGCCAAUUGUUUGGGUCCCCCACUUUCCUAUCAGCAGCAGACCUCAUUGGAGGGCCCCUCACUCCUCCCAUGAUAUACCUCAGUUUCAGAGUCUUUUCCUUUUCCGAUUUUGAAGAAGAGGUCCCGCCCGCAGCUUCUCUCUGUUCCAGUUCCAGUUCCAGUUCCAGUUCCAGUUCCAGUUCCAGUUCCAAACUGGAAUCUGGCCUUGUUUCUGGUCCUACUGUCAGUUCCAACCCCAGUUCCAGUUCCAGACCGGAAUCUGGCCUUGUUGCUGGUCCUACUGUCAGUUCCAACCCCAGUUCCAACCCCAGUUCCAGUUCCAGUUCCAGUUCCAGAUCGGAAUCCGGCCUUGUUUCUGGUGCUACUGUCAGUUCUAGGUCCAGUUCCAACCCCAGUUCCAACCCCAGUUCCAACCCCAGUUCCAAACCCAGUUCCGACCCCAGUUCUGGUUCCGAUUCCAAGGCUGGAUCGGGUUCUCCCUCUGGUUCUAGUUCUAUGUCCCGGUCCCGUUCCGGUUCUAGUUUGGAUCCCAAGGAUGAUCCUUGUGGACAACUUAGUGACCGAGAGUUCUACUGGAACAUGGAACAAAACGCAGUCCGAAUGUCGGCUGCCGUCAUAGCACCCAGUGACCAUGAUGCCAGGUUUCUCCAAGAGGUCAUGGGAGCGAGAGAGAUGGAGAAGGACGACUCACAAGGGAGCGACGACUCUGUGCCCAGGGGUGAGGUUUUGUCAGCCGCAUUACUUCCUCCGCUGAGGGAAGAGAUCCGAUUGUGUGCAGUGGAGUGGUGGAGGGCUUGGGGCCCAAAGAUGUCAGUUGAAAAACUCUUGGAGGGGCCAUCAUUGAACCCUCAGCCUGAGGCGGUAGACUCGGUAGUGGACGUCGGACCUUCUCGAGCAGAACCAGAGGAUAAACCUCUGCGUGCUGAGCCAGAGGAUAUCGCGGUCAGAAGGAAUUCAGCAGCAGCAGGAGCCACAACACUGGGGUCGGGGCUCAGUUCUGUCAGUUCAACCGUAGAAAAACCCUCCGCCAGUGGGGACGGUGUAGCAGUGCCGCUGCCAAGUUCUUCCGUCAGAUCGGACGCAAAUGAUCCAACGACGACUUCACCAGUUGGAUCCAUGACUGAACCACGUGGUUCAAUGACUGCAGGCGAAGGGUUGCGAAUUGUACCAGAUGGGUUGCGUGCUGGAUCGCGAGUGCUGAGUGUUCCAUCUUCUGUCUGGGCAAGAGGACGUCGCUACUUAACCUGCUGUGUGAGGAUAUCCCCGGAAAAAAAUACGGAUAUCUUUGUCGAUAUUGUGGAUAAGACAAAGGACUUCCUUGUUAGAGAAGGGGUUACACCCUUGCUCGCCGGCGGAGGAAAUAGCCCUUAUGCGAAAGAGGUGAGAGAGAGGCUCCUUCGUACGGCACCCAAUGCUGUGGUCCUCGAUCGCUUCUUACAACCUGAAGAGUUGACUGACGUCUUCAAGGAGACGCUUCUGAACUUUCACCCAAGCCUCUACGACUCUUAUGCGAUGACCAUCGUCGAGGCGGCAGCGUUUGGCGCCCCAACUUUGGUCAAUUUUCAAUCUGACAGUUGCGUAUCGGGAGAGGGAGAGCAAAACCGACAAAGCUUUCAGGAUUACCGGGGGCGUCCUUCGGACAGAAGGCAGAACGGAGGAAAGGAAAAGGGAGGAAAGGAGAAGGGAGGAAGAAAGGCUUGGGUUGGGGCAACUGAGUUGCUUAGGCCGCAGGAGGGAUUAAUCAUUGGUGUAGAUAUGAGCAAAGGAAUAGAAACAGUUGCGGGUGCUGUCGAGGAGGCCCUUUCGGACCGAGAUCGGCUAGCACAGGUUGGCUUGCAAGCAGCAAUCAAGAGUUUGGAAUGGAGCGAAGCCGCCAAUGCUCGGGCCCUUGUGGAUAUCCUUAAACGUGUCACGAGAUGAAUGUUGUACGAUUAGGAGGGAGAAGUGCCUGCCAUUUGAUGAUUAGGAGGGAGAAGUGGCUGCCAUUCUUUGUAGGGGUGUCGAUCGUGGUGGUGGUGAUGAUGGUAGUGGAAAAUGUAAGAUCCCAUUGUUGUUUCCCUCCCCCCCCUUUUUUUUUUUCACCUAGCACUUCUAGCAGGUAGUUUCUUUUCAUUUUCGUGCCGAAGUGUAGAUAGUUUCAACACUUAGCUCAUGGUGCAGUUAUUUAUGUAGUACGUUUAUGGUUUUGGGAAAAAUAUAUAAUUUCUUAAAUUUGAUAUGUUUUCAAGAAAAUAUUAAAUUGAACCUUAAAUAGUAGUAGUAAAUCAUAUGCAAUAAC